Messenger RNA from Lacerta agilis (Sand lizard), 3826 nucleotides. It is a transcript of the gene MAPRE1, whose product is annotated as microtubule associated protein RP/EB family member 1. The record is from RefSeq and is a predicted model, not a curated record. Gene Ontology annotation, molecular function: microtubule plus-end binding. The transcript is spliced from 7 exons. The coding region runs from base 95 to 898 and encodes 267 amino acids. NCBI's taxonomy places the organism in Eukaryota, Metazoa, Chordata, Lepidosauria, Squamata, Lacertidae. Gene Ontology annotation, cellular component: spindle midzone; microtubule plus-end; cytoplasmic microtubule. Gene Ontology annotation, biological process: regulation of microtubule polymerization or depolymerization; spindle assembly; protein localization to microtubule plus-end.
CACCGAAGUGACGUCAGCCCGCCGGCGUACUCGCGUGACGUUAUAUCCCGGGCGAGGCGGGCGGGGCCGGUUUGAACGGCGAGCGACUGAGAAAAUGGCCGUCAAUGUGUAUUCCACUUCGGUGACAAGCGAUAACUUGAGUCGACAUGACAUGCUCGCCUGGAUCAAUGAGUCCUUACAGUUGAAUUUGACAAAGAUAGAGCAGCUUUGCUCAGGCGCUGCUUAUUGUCAGUUUAUGGAUAUGCUGUUCCCUGGUUCUGUAACACUGAAGAAAGUAAAAUUCCAGGCAAAGUUGGAACACGAAUACAUCCAAAACUACAAGGUCCUACAAGCAGGUUUUAAACGAAUGGGUGUUGACAAAAUAAUUCCUGUGGACAAAUUAGUGAAAGGAAAAUUCCAGGAUAAUUUUGAAUUUGUUCAGUGGUUCAAAAAAUUCUUUGAUGCAAACUACGAUGGGAAAGACUAUGACCCUGUGGCAGCUCGGCAAGGCCAGGAGACGGCACCAGCCCCUGCUCUUGUCGUACCCCUGCUCAACAAACCCAAAAAGAAUCUUAGUUCUACUGGCACAGCUCCAGCGAGGCCCAUGGUUGCACAGAGAACAACAGUGGCUAAUAAAACUGGACCUGCGAUGGUUAAAAAGGCUCCUGGAGGAAUUGGGGAAGAAGAGUCUGCUGAAUUGAUCCAACAGAUCAAUGUAUUAAAGAUGACUGUGGAAGAUUUGGAGAAGGAAAGAGACUUCUACUUUGGAAAACUGAGGAACAUUGAGCUGAUCUGUCAGGAGAACGAAGGAGAGAGUGACCCUGUUCUUCAAAGGAUUGUUGAGAUUCUUUAUGCCACGGAUGAAGGUUUUGUCAUACCAGAUGAAGGAGCGCCACCAGAGGAGCAAGAGGAGUAUUAGUGGUCCACCGACUGUACCAGCAGAGCAGCAAUAGCAGAAUUCAGAAAUCAGCUUUCCCCAAUCAUGUGGUUAAAAUACUCCAUUUUAUUCUUUUCAUAAGUAAAAAAGUACCUCUUGAAGUGCACUUUGCGUAAGUUUUAAUACUCCCCCCCUCCAAUGGGUUUAAUUUGAGAGCUCUUUUCUCACUUUUGUAGCAGAGCAGUAUUAACAUCUAGUUGGUGUAAUUUGGAAGCAAGGGGUUGAAUAUUUGGAGUCUGCAGAGUUGCUUGGUUGCUGGUAAGGCACUGAUUUGUGGAGAGUUUGCUGUACUGUUUUUCUUUUCUUUUUGUGGGCUGUGGGGAGUAUGUAGUGGAGCAAUUUCAGGAUUGACUUUUUCGCAGGAAGGUUGAGCAAAUAUGAAAUGUGUUCUGCAAUUAAAGAGAUGCCUUAAGGGGGCUUAAAAUGUGCUUCCAGAUGCCAAAUUGAAGUAACGUGAUGAGAGAUUUUGUGUGUUCUAUAUUGGGGUUGGAGCAUCUGGCUUUCUUGUUUUGGAAGGACUUGCUUGGCACCUCAAGUCAGCAAGGGCUCUGUAAGGGGUAAUUAAAACAGCCCAAUAUCUAUUCAGAGCUGCCCUCCUGAUCUCUGACUGUAGUAAGGGGGAAAUACUUUAUUGUAUGUAGCCUGUUGCAAGACUAGAAUGCGUAAGAUUCGGAUGUGCUUGAAGGCCUCUCAGUUUUGCUGUCCUGUGGCCAAUGGCAUGUGGUGUCUUCCAAACCAAAAAGGCUAUCCCUUUUGAAACUCUUCACCUAAUUCACAGCCUGCAUCUAGUCCCCUCCCUCACCCACCACCUGCUUUUGUGUCUCUGGUCCAUUGAAUUUUGUGGGUCCUAUUCCUCUCUGCACCCCCUUCCUCCUCCUCUUCCAAGCCUGCUGACUAAACUGUAUUGAUUUGGGUAGUUUUGUUUUGCAGUGCUGCACUGAGGCCAGUCUUGAUCUCCAGACUGUCUCUCUGUUUGUGUGUGUCCUCCUUGAGUUAGCCUCCCAACGUUUAAGCCUUUGCCAGUGCUCCUGACGACUGGCAAAGAACAUUGAUUGGUGUGCAUUAAAUAGGAAAUCCAAUAUUGCAGAAAAUACAGUGCUCAGAUGAGUCUUGAUUACAGUAUUUCAUGCUUGACCCUGUCCCUCUUAUGUGGAGCAAAUCCUGCCCACCUACCCCCCCUGUCGAUUGCUGCUCUUUGGGGAGGGCCUUUUUGAGAUCUUGCCCACAGCCACAGCUAAGACUGAGCCUCUGGGCUUGGUGUGCUCUUGUUCAUUUGCUUCCAGUGGUUAUGUGUUCUAAAUGUGUGUAGAAAGCAAAGCAUUUUAUGGUAACUGUUGUGUAGUGCAUGAAUCCCUAUGGAAAUUCAGAGGAAGACCCAAAUUCAUCAAAUGCCAAAAAAGCAAGCCAUUAUUUAAAACAUCAGAGGUGCUAUUUCUCUUGUGGCCUUCUAGAUACUUUGUGCCCUAAACCAUAUUCCACCCAGACUCCUCUUGACAGGGUUUUUUCUACUUUUAAACAGUUUCUAAAUAAAGUUCUGUUAUUUCAAGAAUGCAACUGUCUGCUGGAGUGUCAUGUUCUUGUGGGUCUGGUUCUGUUCUGGGCCCCCAAAGAUCCCAGUUUCUUUGCCUGGAAGUUGCCCAGCAUCAGAUUGCUACUAAGGGCACCACACUGCAACCCUGCGGACACAAUUUGUACCAAUGUUGUGAAAGAACGUCUUGAGGAUGAGCUUCGGUGUGUUCCUCCUGAUAUCCCUUGCUAGCAAUAGGGUUGUUCAACAAAAGUUGCUGUCACUCUGUGUGCUUGUUCUGUGGUGGUUUGCUCCCCACAAAACACCGGGUUACCUUACGACUCAUGUAGAUAGUUCUGUCUGUGUGUUGCCAGUGUCUUUGACAAGCAGCCUUAUGUAGAGGCAGUUGCUUGCUGUGAUGUCUUAUCACAUGUUAAACUUUUUGAGUGCCUGCACAGAUGGGCAAUGGAGGAUGCUUGUUCUGCGAGACAACUCUUCAUUUAUAACUGCCCAAGAUACCUUCUCUGGUUCUGAAGACUACUGUAAGAGUAACAGCUCUUUGCAAACGAUACGUAGCAAUCCACUGAAGUUAGCUGGGGUUUUUAAAUGACACACCAAAUCUUUUUGCUGUUUGGCAUCCUGCACGCGUGAAGGAAAAUGUAUUGGCUGCAAGGUAUUGAUGCUCUGAGAGUAGGAGGCUCCACCUAGUUCAUGCCUGUCUCACAAGGACAACAUUAUUCUUUUGGCUGUGUUUGUGCCACAGGGUUGUCUUUGCUGCAGGGCGGGUGGAGGGAGAAAGGCAGGUGGAUCAGUUUACCUGGUGAACUGUGACAAUCACGGCUGCUGCUCUAGAGAGGAUGCCUUUAUGGCAUCGUAUAGUUGAUGUUUGCUGUGUCUUCACCAGAAUAAGAUACCAAAUCUGGCAUGUAGCAGCUUCACAUGUAGAACUCCCACUUUCUGGCCAGAGAAGUGCUGAGAUUUGAAUGAGUUGCGUAUAAUAUGUAAGAAGUCUUCAUUGUGUCAUCUGGACCAAGAACUGCCACAACCUCUCCUCCCAAAAUGAUAGUAAAUCUGCUCUCCUGGUACAGUACCUGAUGCAAAGUCCUCUCCUGCUGAAAGAAUCCUUUCAUUUGGGGAAAAAUAAAAAUGCAAGCCUGCCUGCCUGCCUGCCUUAAUCUUGGCCUUUUUUGAAGAUAUGUGGAAGGCAGACUAAAUAGAACAACCAAAAAGUAAGACAUGGACCUGUCUGUACCCCACAGCGUACGCCUGGUCUUGCAAGUGGGCUUGCAGGAUAUCUUUUCUUAACUCUUGUUGUUCAGUCUUGUCAACCUUCUUACUUGCAAUGACAAUUCUUACUGUAACUGUUCCAAGACUAAAAUAAAACUACAAGCAUUUCAAUUAAA